Messenger RNA from Suillus discolor, 204 nucleotides. RefSeq lists its product as uncharacterized. Bases 1 to 204 code for a protein of 67 amino acids. The transcript is spliced from 2 exons. The record is from RefSeq and is a predicted model, not a curated record. NCBI's taxonomy places the organism in Eukaryota, Fungi, Basidiomycota, Agaricomycetes, Boletales, Suillaceae.
AUGUCUAAACAUGCCCAAUUCAACGAUAAUGAACCUUCCUCAAAGCAGCUUAGAAUUCAAGAAGGUGCUCAGACAUUACCGGCACUAUGUGAUAGACAUGUAUGGGGAAUUCUUCGGCACUUCCUCACCACCAAUAUGACCAUGCCUCAAAUGGAUGAUGCUCUUGCAUCAUACCCUAGUGAUAGAUACUUUGCCGAGGAUUAG